This is a messenger RNA of Linum tenue, 126 nucleotides long. The record is from the annotation of a GenBank genome assembly. Lineage: Eukaryota; Viridiplantae; Streptophyta; Magnoliopsida; Malpighiales; Linaceae.
AUGGCCGAGUGGUCUAAGGCGCCAGACUCAAGUUCUGGUCUUCGAGAGAGGGCGUGGGUUCAAAUCCCACUUCUGACAAAUUAUUUUCCUACCUUUUUUUGCCUCGUUUUUUUAACAGCUGCAUAG